UUUUGCAGGUUGUCUACAGCCAUCUUACCGGUUAACCAACAAACUGGCAGGCGUUUGGAAAAGUUUUUUUUUUUUUACAUGUUUUGAAUUGCUUCUUUAGUAUAUUCCCCAAAUUUACAUCUAAGCUCUAAUAAAAGUGUGAUUUUUUUGCAAUUUUCUCAAAAUGGAGAACGAUACGUGUCCUAAGAGGAGCGAAAGCGGAGAACAAUUGGCUUGCCCCGGUCUGAUUCUGCCGCUAUUUCCGGGCGAAGAAGAUUGGAACCAGGGGUUUAGGGGGUUUUUGUAUUUGGUGGCGCUGCUAUGGAGUUUCAUGGGAGUGGCUAUCGUUGCUGAUAUUUUCAUGGUUUCAAUCGAAGUUAUUACAAGCAAGACAAAGAAGAUCAAACUAGCUAAUCCUAGCGCGCCAGGUGGAAUUGAAGUGGUGGAGAUCCGAGUAUGGAAUGACACCGUGGCGAACCUUACUCUCAUGGCAUUAGGAUCUAGUGCUCCUGAAAUUCUUCUAUCUAUCAUUGAGAUUGUUGGGAAUGAAUUCUUCGCCGGAGAACUUGGACCAAGUACGAUCGUAGGUUCUGCGGCUUUCAACCUGUUUGUCAUAACAGCCGUUUGUAUAGUUUCAAUUCCAAAAGGAGAAACAAAACGGAUUCGAACUAUAAAAGUAUUUAUGGUGACUACAUCCUUUUCAAUCUUUGCAUACAUCUGGCUUUUCCUUGUCGUUUCUGUGAUUUCUGAGGGUGUGGUACAACUAUGGGAGGCCAUUGUCACAUUCAUGUGUUUCCCGAUACUCAUUAUUAUUGCGUUUAUCGCAGACAAGGAUUAUUGUGGCGAAAAGAAGGAGACUACAGAAAUUGAGCUCGGAGUUGGUGAGUAA
This is a messenger RNA of Anneissia japonica, 868 nucleotides long. RefSeq names its product sodium/calcium exchanger 2-like. The record is from RefSeq and is a predicted model, not a curated record. Gene Ontology annotation, cellular component: membrane. Gene Ontology annotation, biological process: metal ion transport; transmembrane transport. The transcript has a single exon. Lineage: Eukaryota; Metazoa; Echinodermata; Crinoidea; Comatulida; Comatulidae. The coding region runs from base 164 to 868 and encodes 234 amino acids.